CAUGGCAGUGUUCUUAAAAAAAUGGUAGCAUGAGUAUAUUGCAGAGCUCUUUUUCUAGCAUGGUCAAGAACAUUCAAUAACAAAAGAAACUGAGAAUGGAUGAUGAUGAUAAAGAUGGAGCAAAGCCAUUUUCUCCCCAGAAACCUCCAAGCUGACACAAUUAAUAUGAAGUGGAGCAGACAUUACUUAGAAGAAGACAGGAUGCUGUCCUCGUAAUUUGCCUUAUCCAUGACUGCAAAAUGGAUUCUUUUCACAAUGUUGCAGAAAAUCUUGAAGUUACACAGACUGAAUCCUGCAAAGAUUUCAAAGUUACAAAAGCAUUGGAGGAAGAGAAUUUGAGCUCCCCUAUUCAGAAUUCAAACUUGAAACAGCUUAUCAAUGACAACUUGAACAGUGAGACAGACUUCUCCAAGUAUUCCAAAGCAUGUCGUGACAGCAUUAUGACUGAGCCAAUGAUAAUGGAAGAAGGGGAUCAGAGGGUGUUUAUAAAUAUAGCAGGCCUCAGAUAUGAGACACAUCUCAAAACACUCAGUGAGUUCCCUGAUACUCUUCUUGGUGAUCCACAAAAAAGAAUUCAUUAUUUUGAUUCCAUGAGGAAUGAAUACUUUUUUGAUAGAAAUCGCCCAAGUUUUGAUGGGAUUCUAUAUUACUACCAAUCUGGUGGAAAAAUAAGGCGUCCAGCCAACGUCCCCAUAGAUGUCUUUGCAGAUGAGAUUAUUUUUUAUGAGCUUGGCAAUGAAGCUUUGGAUCAGUUUCGUGAUGAUGAAGGUUUUCUGAAAGAUCCAGAAAUACCUUUACCUACAAAUGAUUAUCAUAGACAAUUCUGGUUGCUCUUUGAAUAUCCUGAAAGCUCAAGUGCUGCAAGAGGCAUGGCUCUCGUAUCUGUUUUGGUGAUUGUCAUCUCCAUACUUAUCUUCUGCAUGGAAACACUGCCAGAAUUCCGAGAAGACAGAGACUUUCAGAUCUUCAGAGGCACAGGCAAUUCCACUGAAUACCUAGCCUACUUUAGCACCUUCACAGAUCCAUUUUUUAUGAUAGAGACUACUUGUAUAAUGUGGUUCUCAUUUGAACUAAUUGUCAGAUUUGUUGUUUGUCCAAGUACCUCUGAGUUCUUUCAGAACAUCAUGAAUAUAAUUGACAUUGUGUCUAUCAUUCCAUAUUUUGUAACUUUUAUCACUGAACUGGUCAAGCAGACAGAACCAAAUGGACAGCAAAACAUGUCAUUAGCUAUUCUACGGAUUGUUCGUCUGGUCAGGGUGUUUAGAAUCUUUAAGUUAUCUAGACACUCUAAGGGGCUUCAAAUUCUAGGGCAAACACUCAAAGCCAGUAUGAGAGAACUGGGAUUGUUAAUAUUUUUUCUCUUCAUUGGUGUAAUUCUUUUCUCUAGUGCUGUGUACUUUGCAGAGGUGGAUGAACCUAGAUCUCAGUUCAUUAGCAUCCCAGAUGGAUUUUGGUGGGCUGUGGUUACUAUGACAACAGUUGGUUAUGGAGAUAUGUGCCCUAUUACUUUGGGGGGAAAGGUUGUAGGUACUCUUUGUGCUAUUGCAGGGGUCUUAACCAUUGCCUUACCUGUCCCAGUGAUAGUAUCUAACUUCAAUUACUUCUAUCAUAGAGAAACUGAGAAUGAAGAGAGACAAAGUAUACCAGUUGAAAUGGAAAAGAUAAGUUUAACUAAUAUCACUCGUUCAGGAAGCACAUCUUCCCUAAAGAAAGACAAUGGUUCUUGUAUGUCAGAAAAAAAUGGCAGAAGCUAGACCAGGUAAAAGACGCUGUGUAUUGUCCCUGUACAUCUUGAAUUCUGUUUCAAUACAUUAAAGUCAGAUCUCUAUUUUGAAGUAAAGGGCUAAAAU
Messenger RNA from Spea bombifrons (plains spadefoot toad), 1850 nucleotides. RefSeq names its product potassium voltage-gated channel subfamily A member 10-like. The transcript is spliced from 3 exons. Gene Ontology annotation, cellular component: membrane; voltage-gated potassium channel complex. The record is from RefSeq and is a predicted model, not a curated record. The coding region runs from base 240 to 1754 and encodes 504 amino acids. Gene Ontology annotation, molecular function: delayed rectifier potassium channel activity; protein binding. Gene Ontology annotation, biological process: protein homooligomerization; potassium ion transmembrane transport. Lineage: Eukaryota; Metazoa; Chordata; Amphibia; Anura; Pelobatidae.